AUGAGGACACUCUGGAUUGUGGUAAUCAUCCUACUCGAGAUACACUUGUACUUCACAGUAAGCCAGGCGAAGCAUCAGCAGAACUCAAGUGCCAAUAAUGCAAUCGCCCCAUUGAAUGCCCCGGAGGGUAAAAAUGAAGAUGUUCUUGAAGGACCAAUUGCAGAGGUGCUUGCUCAAAGUGGUACCACGGCAGUCCUGCCGUGCAAAAUUACUGAUCCUGGAGCUGGAACGAUUACGUGGGUGAGACGGAGGGACAGGCAAUUGUUAACAGUCGGUACUAGUACACACUCCAUUGACAAGAGAUUUGUCGUCAGACAUUCGAGCACCGACUGGCAACUCACAAUUCGUACCGUAACAGUAGACGAUGCCGGCAUAUAUGAAUGUCAGGUGACGUCGCAUCCGGUGCAGCGAAACUUCGCCCGUCUCAAGAUUACGGAGGCGUACUCGAUAAUAAUACCAGGUGCGCCUGAUCUGCACGUGAAGCAAGGUUCGAACCUUCGUUUGGAAUGCCAACUUAUGGCAGCCACGGAAAAGCCCGUUUAUGUCUUCUGGUAUCGUCAGGGUCGUAUGAUAAAUUACGACGAGGAGACCGGCGUUGAAGUCAAGCUCACAUCAAACGGCUCCAUUCUGACGGUGAACAAAACAAAGCUUACGCACGAAGGGAACUACACGUGCGUACCUAGCAACGCCAAAGUAGCGUCUGUCAUGGUUCACGUGAUCGAAGAGGAGGAGAAGCCAGCGGCGAUGCACGGGGGCGACAGAAGGAACCUCAGCCCGGCAAUUUUGGCGAGCAACUUUCUCGUGUCCCUCCUGGCGGCCGUCAGCUGGAGGGUACCCAGUUUCACGAGCCUUUACCCGACGUGAAUUACCGCCGCCCCGGCGGCAUACUUCGGCCCGUGUGUCCUCCGUGACCUGACGGCGGGCCCGGUGAGAAAACGAGUUCCCGAAGUCGUUGUUCUGCUGCCUGGUGUCGGCGCGAAUCCCGCUCACUUCUAACCUGGGAAGAAACUCCGGUGUGUGCCGAGGAUGAUUGUGCGCGUGAUACCAUGAACUCGGUUUACCUUACGUGUGUCUCUUUGCGUAUACUAUAGAUAGACGUUAUUCGGGGUUGAUAACCGCGGUACGCGCGUGCUCGAUGUGCUGCCCGACGGUGUCUUGUAGCUCAAGGACAGAAAGUCACCAGCGAAUCCGUUUGUCUCGGUAUGGUGCACACCUGUAAAGCUCUUCAAUCCUUCGCACCUUAUCUUCCAUCUUGGCCCGUUCUCGCGCGAGUGCCACGUAAAUGUGUUUGCCGGGACGACUGUACUCCAUUUCGAAAUUGAGCUAGCGAUUUAAUGUAGGAGAUACGUUUUACUCUUAAAUUCUUGUGUAAUUCUACGUGUCUUAUUGCGCGCGAAGUUACAGUCCAACUUCCGCUGUCCAUAAUAAAAAUGAGAAAUAUUUCAACGUGUAAAUACGACUGCAAUUUCUCUUGCUGCACUUAGAGAUU
Molecule: messenger RNA, 1489 nt
Organism: Cyphomyrmex costatus
Lineage: Eukaryota; Metazoa; Arthropoda; Insecta; Hymenoptera; Formicidae
Product: limbic system-associated membrane protein
Exons: 5
Coding region: 1-864 (287 amino acids)
Biological process (GO): synapse organization
Cellular component (GO): neuron projection membrane
Source: RefSeq, a predicted model, not a curated record